CCUCCCUUUGUAAACAAUCCUCCGUGUGUGUGAGCGUCGGUUUCUUCAUCGAAGUGUAUGUCCAACCUGUCAUGUGACAGGGUAGGUGCCUGGUAGUCGUCAUCACGAACUAGUCGAGAGUCCUUCAGCAUGUCGUGAGCCACCUUAACACCAGAUUCUGAAUGAAGGCGAUACAGGCAUCUCUGUUAUGUCAGACUGUGACAAGAUGGAUGUCUUCCUAUGACCCCAGAAACUCGCACAACAAAGCAAGAUUCACAGUGAGGAAAAUUGGAGCCUAUUCUAUCAUUGUGACUUUGGUAGCAAGUGGCACCCUCCUGUGGAUAGAGAUACAGUCCAUCAGAGGAAGACUGUCCUCAUCCCCACAGCUCAGUGUGUUCGACCUUGACAAGUCCUCCAACCCAUAUAUCUACAUCCAAGACAGGCAGAGAGACUUAAGAGCUAAGUCUCAAGACAUCAGGAAGAAGUAUCUUGAUCCAGAGAAAUUAAAGCAAGAGUCGUGGUUCCCAUGGUUACAGUCUUACAGCCAAGAUCCCUGGACCUUGCUUAAACUCACCAAGUCCGCAGACAGAAAAACAAGAUGGCUGGGGGUCAAGGCCAUUGCCGAAAUGGAAGACUGGGAGGACUACCAGUACCGCUACAUCGCACAGGCAUGUGAUGGCCACACUCUGGUGGGGCUGGCUCGGUCACCGGAUGUUGGGGACCGUUUCUUCCUGCCCCAACCCAAGCUGGUGCCCCUGAAGAGGAGCUGUGCUGCAGAGCUGCGGUCCCUGCUGUUGUCAUUGCCGCUGGAGAACAUCGGUGAGUGCGUUGAGUACUUCACAUCCCUGGCACUGGAGAAAGGACAGGUCCAAGAAGAUAAGAGCGUCCUCUGGUCAUUUGGAAAUCCGUCUUACGACACCAACCAAACAGACAGACCCGUCCCUGAAGAAAUCCAGCACUUGUACUACCUAGAAGCCCUAGAGAGUCACUCACAGAGUAAGGCUCAGUGUGUCCAGAUUGUACAGGAAGAAGGUCUCACCGCCCUGCUGCACCUGGUGAAGGAACUGCCAUCAAACUCCACUCUCCAUAUUCCUCACCUGGUCACACAGAUCAUUGGCAACCUCAGUCUGUGGGACUGUCUUCAUGAGGAGAUUAUCAGAACAGGCUGGGUCCCAAUACUGUCCCAGUGGAUGUCCCACAAGGAUCUGAUGUUGUCCCAACUGGCUGGCCGAGCCCUGCUGAACCUAGACCGAGACAGCAGUGACUGUGUGUGUGAGGAGGGAGUCUAUGUCAUCCAUCCGACACACAGGACAAGCGAGGAUCCCUACUGUGAUGUUGUGUUUGUACAUGGUAUAAUGGGCGGCCCUUUCAAGACCUGGAGGCAGAAGGAUGUGAAAGAUCAGGACCAGUCAGAGACUCAACAGUCCAUGUGCUGGCCCAAGGACUGGCUGGCGCGAGACUGCCCCAACACUCGGCUGUUGACGGUGGAAUAUGACACACACGUCAGCGAGUGGUAUGUCCGCUGUCCUCACAACAGAGAGAGUCGGACAGUUGAGAUGCGUGGGCGGAGUCUGAUGGAGAAGCUACACAAGGCUGGUGUGGGAUCUCGGCCAGUCAUCUGGGUGGGGCACUCCAUGGGAGGUCUCCUGGUGAAGCAGAUGUUGACCAUGGCCCAGGAAGACCCCAGGUUCCAGCCGCUGGCCACUCAGACCCGGGGGUUGGUGUUCUACAGUGUCCCCCACCGGGGGUCCACCCUGGCAGACACCACGAGCCAGGCCCGGUACCUUAUCUACCCCUCUGUAGAGGUGCAAGAACUCAGUGCAGAUUCUCCCCACCUGAAAGUCCUCCAUGACAAGUUCCUGACCUUCAUGAAGGACAACAGCGUGCCCUGCAUCAGUUUUGGGGAAACCUCCAAGACAUCCCUGGGGAAGAACCUCCCUAAAGUCCACAUCGUCCCUCCAGAAUCCAGCAAUCCUGACGUGGGAGAGUUCUACACCUUCAGUGAGAACCACAUCAACAUCUGUAAGCCUGCGGACCCAACAUCAAACCUGUAUGUGUUGCUUCUGAAGCUGGUACGUAACUGUGUCCUACAGAGCAAGGUGGAGGGUUUCCUCAAGGCCGGGAUUUCCUUCAGCGAGAUCAGAGACUAGCAGAAACCUUAUAAACUUGUCUCUUGUUAUUGAGAAGAUGGAGUGUUUAACGAGGACGGGAUUUCCUUCAGCGAGAUCAGAGACUAGCAGAAACCUUAUAAACUUGUCUCUCGUUAUUGAGAAGAUGGAGAGUUUAACGAGGACGGGAUUUCCUUCAGCAAGAUCAGAGACUAGCAGAAACCUUAUAAACUUGUGUCUUGUUAUUGAGAAGAUGGAGUGUUUAACUAGGCCGGGAUUUCCUUCUGCAAGAUCAGAGACUAGCAGAAACCUUAUAAACUUGUCUCUUGUUAUUGAGAAGAUGGAGUGUUUAUCGAGGACAGGAUUUCCUUCAGCAAGAUCAGAGACUAGCAGAAACCUUAUAAACUUGUCUCUUGUUAUUGAGAAGAUGGAGUGUUUAACGAGGAUGGGAUUUCCUUCAGCGAGAUCAGAGACAAGCAUCACAGCAUUGUAUGAGAUUCAUCUAAGAGUGACGAUGGAUGGAUGGAUGGAGGGAGGGAGGGAGGGAGCAUGGAUGGUUAUUCCAACAAUAUCACAUCAGGGGACAAAUGAAAUAGACGUCACACAUAGUGACCAUGUAGAAUAUUGAACCCAGGCCCUGACAUGAGGAGCAAACACAUUGACCACUAGGCUACCCCCACUGCCCGUUUAUACAUGUGAGAGUGAGUGAGUGUAUAAAUAGGGAUUUACGCCAUUCACAUUCAGCAUUAUCCGAGUAUCAAUCAAGAAAGUGUAAAUCUGAUGUCAUCAGUAGCUCCAAUGGCGCAGUGUUUAUGUAAAAUAACGGGAUUUUGCAAUAUACUGUAGCCCCUUCUUAAUUACAUUAGUCUCAGAUCAAUGGACCAGUGAACUUGUCUAUCCCUGUGAAUGGUGAGCACUUGUAAUACUACAAUCCAGAGAGGGGACCAUGUACACUAAGCAUUUCACCAUAACAACACCAGAUUUUAAACGUAGAAAACCUUGAAUCAUUUGGUGUCUGCAGUGUCUUUGUUGUUGAGUUUGCUCCCUGAUUUGGAGCAGGAAGAGUGGACGCAACUAGAAAACUGAUGAGGUGGUGAGGUGGUAUGCUUGACAGUUAGGGGAUGACUCUCCCAAUGUCCCCGUACAUAGUUUUAAGAUCGUCCCUGAAAAGACAAAAUGCAAAUACACUAUUUAUUUUAUUAUAAAUGAACAUGUUUACAUGCCACAAACUUUGUUUAUCAUUCUUUUGUAGCAGCACUAAUCUGUAGUUAAAUUAAGAAAAUAAAUUGACCAUAUGUUUUAACAGUAUUCCAAACAUUUUGUAAACAGCCAAAAUGUAAGCGAGGCCUAAGUGCAGCUUCAAAGUAAGGUCAUACAGAAUGGCUCUGUGGAAAUGUUUGGAGGUCUGCUUUGAUAAAUAUCUUCAGGAGAAUCCACUGAUGGGAGGAUGGGUAUCACCUGAUCUCUUUUGCUGCAUAGGGUGUCAACUGAAGUUGUCACGUGGUGUAAAGUGCUCACUAAAGGGACAUAACUCUGUAUGUCUUCUGUGUAAUGCAACACAUACAUUGCCUAGUCGUGGCUCAUUAUAAAUGCUAAAUGACUAACUAUUUGUUUUCAUUUCAACAUAAUUGCAUUAGAAGUUGUUUAGGGUGAUUCAAUGGCUGCCAUAAAUACUUUCCACAACAAUCACUCAUCUCCAUGAGUUUGGCUUACAACAUGAUUUUGUAAGUGAAUACCUGUUUUCAAAAUCCUGAGUUCACCACUAAGAAUGUGAUGAUUCCAAAUGUAGACACCUGAUAAAGUAUCGAUGAUGUACAGAGUAUAUAUUGUAGCUGUGAAAGAUAUGUUUAUACUAUAAAACAGUGACCUGUCAUCUGUUGUCGGAUGAAGAUAUGUUCUCUCUGAACCAGAAUAUUUGUUUUUUUUCUGCUCACUGUUUUAAGCUUAGUUCUGUUACCCUCAUCUGCCAUUACCACAAAUGUUUUACAACAAAUAUCUUUUAUAUUUUAUUUUGAUAAGUUGCACAUUUGAUAUUGUGCAAGAUGUUUUACUAACAUUAAAUCAAUCCUCCAUUAAAGUGUAUUUGAUGGGUUUGUUACAUUAGGCAGAAU
Haliotis rubra (blacklip abalone) is the source of this 4198-nucleotide messenger RNA. Its product is annotated as protein SERAC1-like. Lineage: Eukaryota; Metazoa; Mollusca; Gastropoda; Lepetellida; Haliotidae. The transcript is spliced from 18 exons. The record is from RefSeq and is a predicted model, not a curated record. Bases 162 to 2129 code for a protein of 655 amino acids.